AAAGAUAAGCGUUCGGUUGAAGAACACGCCUGAUUGCGUUAGUGUACCUGAAAUUGCCUUUAUUCAAAGUGUUUUAUUCAAAACAGAAUAAAGAAGUGAUCAAAUUAUUCAAAAUGGCUCAAAAGAAAUCGAUUUGGUUUUACCUUGCUGUUAUUUUGGUUGUUUUAAGUACCCUGACACAAGAAACAGAAGCUAGGAGAAAAAUUCUGAGGGGAAGAAGAGUUAUGACGCGCACUUAUUAUCAUGGCAAUGCAGUACCUGCUUGGGCUAUAAGCUUGAUGUCUGGUAUAGGAAUGUUGAUCGUCGGCGGUAUUGUAUAUGUAGUAAUGAGAAAAGUUAUUAUAUCCCCAGAAAUAGUGGACAUACAAAGUUUAGAGCAUGGAUAUCAACGAACAGCGACAAGCGAUCCAACACGAUAAAUCUUAUAAUGGCUAUCCAUUUUUUAGCAGAACAGUUAUAUUUAGAAAUAACUAAAUUCUGUAAUGCCUAUUAUUUUCAACUAAACAUUUAGCAUAAGUAUAAAUUUUGUUACAAAAUAUUGCGAGGUAGGUACAUGUUACAUGUACGUGGUGCAACCACCGAAAAAACUAUUGCUGUUAUCAAUUGUAAUUAUAUACAUGUUGUUUGUCCUAUACAUUUAAUAGUGUUUUUAUUUUAUUUUUCUAACAAAUAAUUUUAUUCAUGUUUUACUUAUAAUAUGUAAUAAAAAAAUAUUAUAUAA
Messenger RNA from Galleria mellonella (greater wax moth), 721 nucleotides. RefSeq lists its product as uncharacterized. Lineage: Eukaryota; Metazoa; Arthropoda; Insecta; Lepidoptera; Pyralidae. The transcript has 3 exons. Bases 114 to 419 code for a protein of 101 amino acids. The record is from RefSeq and is a predicted model, not a curated record.